CCAUGGUUAGUUAAAUAAUUCUUCACUCCACCAUUUUCGCAUCUCUCUCUCUCUCUCUAAAAAGCAAGUGCUUUUCUUCUUUCUCUCACUUUCUCAACUCAUCUCUUCUUCUGGGUUGUGUUCUAAUAAUGUUAAUUAUUGUUUCUGCAAAGGCUUAGAUUUUCUUAGAUCUAUAUUCUAUCUAAAUUCAAAUUUGCUUCUUUCAGAAUCCAAUUUCAUCAUCACAAUUUUUAAUUUUUUUUCAUCUGCAACUGUAUUUUCUCGAGAAAUUUUGCGUUAAUUUUGUAACUAACAUGCAGAUCCACGCUGAAAAAUGUAAUUUUUACAAUUUUUAUUAGUACCCUUUAAAUUAUUUUCACCUUUUGUUCUUCUAGAUCUUUCAUCAUGUUCUAGAUUUGAGUAAAGAUCCGUUUUUUCCACUUUAAUUUCAUAAGGGUAUCUCUGUGUUUGUUUAGAUCUUGGGUAAUUCCACGUGUUUUCUAUCUUUGUUUUUAUUGUUGAGAGAGAAUGAAAAUUUUCCACAAAAGUUGUGAAAUUUGGAUCUCUUGAGCGAGUGAGAGAGAAAAAAACAUGAAUUAUUUUCCAGACGAGGUAAUAGAACAUGUUUUUGACUAUGUGGUUUCACAUAGUGACAGAAACUCUUUGUCUUUGGUAUGCAAAAGUUGGUAUAGAAUAGAGAGAUUUACAAGACAAAGGGUGUUCAUAGGAAACUGUUACUCUAUUAGUCCUGAGAGGUUGGUGGAGAGGUUUCCUGAUCUGAAAUCUUUAACUUUGAAGGGAAAACCUCAUUUUGCUGAUUUUAGUUUGGUUCCUCAUGGUUGGGGUGGUUUUGUUUAUCCAUGGAUUGAAGCACUUGCUAAGAAUAAGGUUGGUUUGGAGGAACUUAGGUUGAAGAGGAUGGUUGUGUCAGAUGAGAGCCUUGAGCUACUUUCUCGUUCUUUUGUGAAUUUUAAGUCUUUAGUUCUUGUUAGCUGUGAAGGGUUCACCACUGAUGGCCUUGCUGCUGUUGCUGCUAAUUGCAGGUCUCUUAGGGAGCUAGACCUGCAAGAGAAUGAAGUUGAAGAUCACAAAGGACAGUGGCUAAGUUGCUUUCCAGAGAGUUGCACCUCACUUGUCUCUCUUAAUUUCGCUUGCCUUAAAGGAGAUAUUAAUUUGGGAGCACUUGAGAGACUUGUGUCAAGAUCUCCUAACCUUAAGAGUCUAAGGUUAAACAGAUCUGUGCCUGUCGAUGCACUGCAAAGGAUACUAACGCGAGCACCUCAACUAAUGGAUUUAGGAAUUGGAUCAUUUUUCCAUGAUCUCAAUUCAGAUGCCUAUGCUAUGUUUAAGGCCACCAUUCUCAAGUGCAAGUCAAUAACCAGUUUGUCAGGGUUUUUGGAAGUGGCUCCUUUUAGCCUUGCAGCUAUUUAUCCAAUUUGCCAGAACUUAACAUCCUUGAACUUGAGCUAUGCCGCAGGCAUUCUGGGCAUUGAGCUCAUAAAACUUAUCCGCCACUGUGGGAAACUACAGCGCUUAUGGAUAAUGGAUCGCAUUGGAGACUUGGGACUAGGUGUUGUAGCUAGCACAUGUAAAGAAUUGCAAGAAUUAAGAGUUUUCCCAUCAGCUCCAUUUGGAAACCAAGCAGCUGUUACCGAAAAAGGACUUGUAGCGAUAUCAAUGGGAUGUCCUAAGCUUCACUCAUUACUCUACUUCUGUCACCAGAUGACCAAUGCUGCUCUCAUAGCAGUGGCCAAAAACUGCCCAAAUUUUAUCCGAUUUAGGUUAUGCAUCCUGGAUGCAACAAAACCUGACCCUGACACAAUGCAGCCACUAGAUGAAGGUUUUGGGGCGAUUGUGCAGUCAUGCAAGCGACUGAGGCGGCUAUCACUCUCAGGUCAGUUGACCGACCAGGUUUUCCUUUACAUUGGUAUGUAUGCUGAGCAGCUUGAAAUGUUAUCUAUUGCAUUUGCUGGCGAGAGUGACAAGGGAAUGCUCUAUGUAUUGAACGGAUGCAAAAAGAUUCGCAAGCUUGAGAUUAGAGACUGUCCUUUCGGAGACACGGCGCUUCUAACAGACAUAGGGAAGUAUGAAACAAUGCGAUCCCUUUGGAUGUCGUCGUGCGAGGUGACUGUAGAAGCAUGCAAGACACUGGCAAAGAAGAUGCCGAGGUUGAAUGUGGAGAUUUUCAGUGAAAGUGAACAGGCAGAUUGUUACGUGGAAGAUGGGCAGAGAGUCGAGAAGAUGUAUUUGUAUCGUACAGUGGCUGGGAAAAGGGAGGAUGCACCAGACUAUGUAUGGACUCUGUAGGUGCAUUUUAGGUUCAGUUUUAUUUAAUUUUUUCUUAUUUAUUAAGCUGUUUGUACUUUGUUUAGGCUGACUGAUUAAAGCAAUUUUAGUCCCCUCCGGAUAUUUAGUGGUUUGUACUUUGUUGUAUUCUUGCACUUUGCUAGUUUUUAUUAUACAUAAAUAUUAGACGCCAUUUCACUUCUUUAAUA
Messenger RNA from Medicago truncatula (barrel medic), 2474 nucleotides. Its product is annotated as protein AUXIN SIGNALING F-BOX 2. The transcript is spliced from 3 exons. Gene Ontology annotation, cellular component: SCF ubiquitin ligase complex. Bases 571 to 2286 code for a protein of 571 amino acids. Gene Ontology annotation, molecular function: protein binding. Gene Ontology annotation, biological process: SCF-dependent proteasomal ubiquitin-dependent protein catabolic process. The record is from RefSeq and is a predicted model, not a curated record. NCBI's taxonomy places the organism in Eukaryota, Viridiplantae, Streptophyta, Magnoliopsida, Fabales, Fabaceae.